This is a messenger RNA of Emys orbicularis (European pond turtle), 2052 nucleotides long. RefSeq names its product platelet glycoprotein Ib alpha chain-like. The record is from RefSeq and is a predicted model, not a curated record. The transcript is spliced from 3 exons. Bases 1 to 714 code for a protein of 237 amino acids. Gene Ontology annotation, cellular component: plasma membrane. NCBI's taxonomy places the organism in Eukaryota, Metazoa, Chordata, Testudines, Emydidae. Gene Ontology annotation, molecular function: protein binding.
AUGGAUGCAGGAGACGAGCGGUGGGUGCGGACCAUGCUGUGCCCCACCUCACCUCACCUAGCCAUCCUGGCCCUGCUCUCUGUGGCUGGCGCUGUGGGUCCAGGGGAGCCAUGCCCGUCCGAGAUGAACCUGAUCAAGGACCGACUGCGGGUGAACUGCUCUGGGCGGGGGCUCAGCGUGGUGCCACUUGCCCUGCCCAGGAACACCGGCAUCCUGCUGCUCAGCACCAACCGCCUGGCGUCCGAGCUGGUCCUGUCCCACAAUGCCCUGGGGGUGCUGCCCACACUGCAGGGCCUGCCUGCCCUCACCCGCCUGGCCCUGGCUCACAACAACAUUUCAGGGCUGCUGCCAGGGGCCUUCCGGGAUGUGGGGCAGCUGCAGGAGCUGAAUCUACGGGGGAACCAGCUGCGGACGCUGCCAGAAGAGGCCUUUGAGGGCCUGGCCAUGUUGAAGGACCUGGACCUGUCUGAUAACGCCCUGGAGGAGCUGCCGCAGGGGCUGUUGGCUGGGCUGGAGCUGGACACACUGAGGCUGUCUGGAAACCAGCUCCGCACUCUGCCCAGCGGCUUCUUCCCCGAGGAGCACAUGUUUGCCUUCAUCUUCCUGGCAGGGACCCCUGGCGCUGUGACUGUGGCCUGGCCUAUCUGCGGGGCUGGAUCGCUGAGAACAGAGACAGCAUCUACAUUGAGGAGCAGGGGCCAGACGGUCUACUGACCAAGAAUGAUCCCCAGAGCCCCGUGUGCGAUGCGCUCCACAGACACCACGGGAGCCCUGUCCUCGAGUUCAAGCAGGCUUGUGGCAAAGCAGGGGACACAGACAAUGACGAAGAUUUGGAUAUCGAUGGGACAAUGACAGAGGAGGGAACCCCUGUGCCCUCCACUACUGUCCCCUCCACCAACCCCAUCUCCCACCAUCCUGAGCCAGCCAAUCUCCCACCCUGGGGCUGGAACGAAGCUGUCGCCCCCUAGAAAGGAAAGGCCCCAUGUCCUACUCCCCACCCCCAUCAGCCUACCAAUCCCCUGCCCUGAGGCUAGAUCGAAGUGGCACCCACUAGAAAAGAAAGAGAAAGAGAAGAGAAAUCACAGAUGGUUUUGUGGAGAUGUGAGGAGUCUACAAUUUUUGUUUGUUUUUCCUGUCUUUCAGUUUCAGAGCUAGAGCAAAUUACAGUCCAGGUUUUUAAGGGGCAUUGCUAUAGUGUAGGGUCACAUGCCAAAUCUGUCCCAAUGACACAAGAAGGGAUCUGGUUAGUUUAGCAGCCAAUCCCUCUAACCACACAACUCCUUUGAAGGAAAAGAAAGAUCAUAAUAUGAGAAGGGGAGAUCAAAUCAAAGAAUUGGCAACGAAAGUUUAUCUGGAAUGAAAUAAAAAUGGAGACAGGAAGUAUUUUGUAUAAUCAGAUUUCAUUCAAAUUUUAAAACAUUGUUUUCUCCAGUUCUAUGGGAGAAUGAGACUUCAUGAUCGAUAUUUUUGUGCAGCACAAGGGACAUAAACUCACAGAUGGUUUCUCUAAUGUAGUGAUUAGCAUCUUGGUCUAACAUCUGACAGGUCCCUGGUUUGAAACAAAGCAGAGAUGAUAAAUUUUCCUUAUUUUUUUCAAUUGCUCUUGUUUUAAAUGUAGUCUUUUCAUUUAUUUUUCCCCCAGCUCAUUAAGAUAAAAAAUCAUAUUCACAGAUGGGAAGUGUCACGACUAUCCUAAAUGGAUGGACAAUACAUUAGUCCACCUUGCUCAGCUUAUGCUUUUAUAGUGGCCGGUAGCAAGCUGAGUGAUCCUGAUAGGUGACUGUAGAUAAUGUUUCCGGGUCGUAUUCCCACAGUGACAUUCUCAGAUGACCAACAUCCCCCAUCUUUGGAAGGAAUAAACUGCUAACAUUUGGACCUGAACUUGGAAACCUGGCCUUUAAUAACAGGAAGCUCAAGUUAGGAAUACAUUUUUACAAUUGGUAUAAGAUUCAAUAAUCCUUCAACCUAGUGUCACAAUAACUGAAAUUGCUUUAUCCUUAUAGUUUGCCUAGCAUAGAAAUAAAUAUGUCUUUAAAUAUAAAGGAGUCAAGU